Molecule: messenger RNA, 752 nt
Organism: Suillus plorans
Lineage: Eukaryota; Fungi; Basidiomycota; Agaricomycetes; Boletales; Suillaceae
Exons: 7
Coding region: 29-622 (197 amino acids)
Biological process (GO): poly(A)+ mRNA export from nucleus
Cellular component (GO): nucleus
Source: RefSeq, a predicted model, not a curated record
UUACGUAACACUCUUCUUUCAAACAACAAUGGACACGAAACUGAGAGCAUUAAAAGUUCAAGAACUAAAAGAAAUCCUUUCAAAGGCUUCUAUACCUCCAGGAAAUGCAAAAAAGCAGGACCUAAUCAACAAAAUUUUGGCCAACCCUCCUGCUAUAGACGUCUUUCACACUCUUCAUCCACCAAAGAACUCAAAACCAGUACCACCACCUGAUCAUGAUGACCUCCUUGCUCCUCCAGAAGAAGUCGACUGGACCGUCGAAGUAUCCAUUCCAGUAGAACCUGCAUCUCCCCCCAAGAAAUCUGAACAGCCUCCUCCAUCACCUGCACCAGCCGCCCCAGCUCCACCUACACUCGUACUCUCAGAAGAGGAUAAGCGCAAAGCUCGUGCAGCUCGUUUUGGUACGACUUACGUUGAACCCGUUCAGCAACAACCCAAAAAGGCUACUGGUGAGAAUUUCGAUAAACUCAAGGCUCGAGCAGAGCGCUUUGGGACUGUCCCUUCCGCCACCAAAGUUAGGGGAAAGCGCACAGCACCUGUCGAGAACGUUGAUCCUGAGGAGCAGGAGCGCAGGAGGAAACGUGCAGAACGCUUUGGUUUGCCACUAUCCGGUAAGGCGUAAGUAUUGUUGGGCUUGUCAUUCUUGAACACUUUUAUUUAUUCUCACUGUUGUUGUUCGUGUAUAUAAGCGCAUAUCUUUUUUUGGAGUGUAGCAUGUAGACGCCUAAUGAUGUAUUUCCGUCCUCUCAGCU